AUGGCCACCCACCACGCAAUCUCAGAACCGGGCCAGGGAAGGUCCUGGUCCUGGUUUCUCCUAGCACUGUUUGCUUUGCACGCGCUUUUGCUCCCUUCCGUUCGCGCUGAACCGGUGCAGUAUUGUCGGUUCGGCGAUCCCGCCAGGCCCAAUGCGGUGGCCGACUUCUGCCUCGGCCUCGCCACGUCGCGCAAUGCAAGCACGGGCGCGCACGACGUCUACCUGACACUUACGCACACACGGCCGCGACGCUCGGCCGUGGGCUGGACAGCCGUCGGCACCGGCGACAGCAUGACCGGGUCUCUCAUGUUCAUCAUCUACGGCGACCCGGCGUCGGGCGAGCGGCCCAUCGUCAGCAUCCGCGCAAGCACCGGCCACCAUCAGCCGCAGCUUCUGACGCGUGCGCGAAUGAACGGUGGCGACCUGCGCGUACUACGGUCCGACUGGAUGCCGGCCACAGCACGGCAAUCCGUCACGGCCUCCGUGUCACUCGUAUGCUACUCGUGCACUCUGUGGGCGGGCGACGGCGCCGGCAGCGGCACUAUCUCGGCCACGGCCACGGCGCAGCCGUGGAUCUGGGCCUGGAACAAGGCCCAAGCCUUUGAUGUCUACAGCUACGACGCUCACCUGCGCAUGCACGCACAUCACGCCGGUAAUGGCGGUUGGGGCCGCUUCUACGUCGACAUGGUGCGCGCCGAUCAGAGCGCCGGUGCUCACCUGCCCUCACUGCCCGUUAUUCGACCGGGGGUCGCGGCUCUGGGCGCUUCGGAACUCCCCUCUGGUCUCGGCCUCGCGGGUUGGAUGCCGGGAAGUCCCAUGCUCCGGCUUCAUGGCAUCCUGAUGGCACUGGCCUUCCUCGUGGCCUUCCCUGCCGGCGUCGUGGCCAUGCGCUCCGGUUCGCGUCGCGCCUUCACAUACCACUGGAUGCUACAGGCCCUGGCCUCGGCGGCCGUGGCUGGCGGUGUCACGGCCGGGCUGGCGCUGCAGCGCGAAAUCAACACGGUCCAUCAAGUUCUCGGCCUCGCGCUCGCGGGCGCGCUAGGCUUGCAGGCGUUCCUUGGCUGGAAGCAUCACGUCGACUUUGUGCGCAUUCGGCGGCGCACAUAUAUAUCUUACGCGCACAUCUGGGUGGGCCGGGGCGUCAUGCUUGGCGCUCAGGCAAACCUGCUCCUGGGCUUGCUCCUUGGUGGUGUCGUUGGUCUCCUCGUCGGCUUUGUGGCCGGUUACAUAGCCCUGCAGUCGGCGCUGCUGGCGAUAUGGGUUCGACGCCGGGCCAAGGCUGCGGAGGCAGAGGCGCGGGUUGCCAAGUACGAUGCGUUGGAGGCCCAUGAUGAUGAGGAAGAGGAGUCUUCUUUUGCUAUUGCUAGCCCGGAGGAGAUGGACAUUGGUGAAGAGGGAAUGGACCUUGGCGAAGAGAAGAAAUGA
Molecule: messenger RNA, 1425 nt
Organism: Colletotrichum graminicola M1.001
Lineage: Eukaryota; Fungi; Ascomycota; Sordariomycetes; Glomerellales; Glomerellaceae
Exons: 1
Coding region: 1-1425 (474 amino acids)
Source: RefSeq, a predicted model, not a curated record